UAGAAGUUGACAUAGUAAAAAAAAGAGAGACCACUCGACGUCAGUUAUCGAGUGCCAGUCAAAUCGAUUGGGUUUUUUUUAUUUUGUCAAUAAACUCGAGUGAUCCAAAACGCGCCAUAAGAAAAAUCAUGACGGAUCCGAUUGUUUACAUCCGAAUCUUGUGCCGCGUGUUGGUACUCGUGCCGCUCAUCUGCCUCAUACACGUAUCUUUCGCUAUCGAGUACCGCACCGUACUAUCGACCCAACGAAUAACUCACAUCGACAACGACUACGUCGACUUUGACGUGCGUUAUUUCGGCGACGAGGGCACACCUUACCUGACGCUCAAACAAACCAUAACGCCUUACAACGAUUUACAUAUAAUGCUGUACGCGAAAUCGUACGAUCAAGCGCCGAUAUUGAUGAGCAAAGCACCGCUGAGCCUGUGCCAAUCGCUUCACGAGCGACGACUGCAGCAUGAGUCGCAGCAGCAGCAGCACGAGGCCUCAGUUGACGCGGCAGCAGCAGCCUCUGGCAGUUUACCCGGUAAAAAUCACAGCUCCAGUCGAGAUCCACUCGAGCGAUUCGACCUGCCGCAAAUAUUUAAUUUAGCCGGCAAGACCUGUCCCAUCGCCAAGAAGGAGCGCGUUCGCCUAUCGCCGUACAUUUUGCCGGCAAAGUUCAGCAGCGACGUCGAUCUCGGCUGCGGUUACAAAAACAUCGAGGCCCGAUUGAUGAAAUGCCGCGAGCUCCCGGACGAUCCGGCCAUAGCCACGGAGUGCGAGACUCUGAUGAGGAGCGUCUCCCUGACGCAGAUCUACACCGACGGCUGCACCGACGAGGUCAUAGCCGAGGGUUGGCUCGCCAAGCAGUUGCAGUUAUCGUCGGCGCUCGAGUACAUCACCAGCGUGCACACCAGGAUAAUAGCUUACUUUCGAUCGUAGCAAUAAAGUAUCCGUGCUUUGAGCAAUUUUGA
Trichogramma pretiosum is the source of this 955-nucleotide messenger RNA. RefSeq lists its product as uncharacterized. The transcript has 5 exons. NCBI's taxonomy places the organism in Eukaryota, Metazoa, Arthropoda, Insecta, Hymenoptera, Trichogrammatidae. The record is from RefSeq and is a predicted model, not a curated record. The coding region runs from base 129 to 923 and encodes 264 amino acids.